Messenger RNA from Arabidopsis lyrata subsp. lyrata, 695 nucleotides. RefSeq lists its product as uncharacterized. Gene Ontology annotation, biological process: regulation of double fertilization forming a zygote and endosperm; double fertilization forming a zygote and endosperm; regulation of protein localization to cell surface. NCBI's taxonomy places the organism in Eukaryota, Viridiplantae, Streptophyta, Magnoliopsida, Brassicales, Brassicaceae. The coding region runs from base 292 to 660 and encodes 122 amino acids. The transcript has a single exon. The record is from RefSeq and is a predicted model, not a curated record. Gene Ontology annotation, cellular component: extracellular region; vesicle.
UCUAAGUAGUUAAUAUUUUCCUAUUAAUGUCAAUCGUCUCAUCAAGGUGGCUGUGGACUCUCUUUUAAUUUUAGUAACUUCUCAUUCAAUAAGAAAAUAAGAAACUGCAAGCUUAUUGAUUAUCUAAUAAAAAUUUGAAAGACGUUUUAUGGAGACAAAUACAAUUAGUACCACCAUAGCUCGUUUCUUCCCCUAUAAAUAACAACUGAUCUUAGUAUUGUUCAUCACUCAACAACAAACACGAGAAAGAAUCAUAUAUUGGAAUAUUUCAAACAUCUUUUUUUUUUCAUCAUGGCUUUCAAAAAUGUGAUUUUUCUCCUAGCGGUUUUAUGCAUUGCACUGUCUGCAAAUGCUCAAUUACCACAAUUUCCGGCACCGUUUCCUUUUCCAUUUCCAUUCCUACCGAGUCCCGGUGUACCAGGAUUACCUGAUAUAACAAAAUGUUUGACAUCUUUUAUGAAUAUUCCAGGGUGUAUCGCAGAGUUUUCGCAAUCUAUACUCAUUGGAAAGUUCGGAAACAUAGGUCCUGCUUGUUGCAAAGCAAUUUUGGAAGCUGAAACCAAUUGCAUUCCACAACUUCCAUUCAAUCCAUUUUUUCCUCCUAUGCUAAAGGAACAAUGUUCAAAAACUGUUGGCGCACUUCCUCCUACCAAAAAAUAGAAUUUAAUUACAAAUAAUGUUAAUCGUUGCAUUUU